This is a messenger RNA of Aethalodelphis obliquidens (Pacific white-sided dolphin), 3722 nucleotides long. RefSeq names its product olfactory receptor 10AC1. Lineage: Eukaryota; Metazoa; Chordata; Mammalia; Artiodactyla; Delphinidae. The record is from RefSeq and is a predicted model, not a curated record. Gene Ontology annotation, biological process: G protein-coupled receptor signaling pathway. Gene Ontology annotation, cellular component: membrane. The transcript has a single exon. Gene Ontology annotation, molecular function: G protein-coupled receptor activity; olfactory receptor activity.
AUGGCUAAGAUCCUCAUCUGCAUUACGUCUUUGUGAUUCUGAGACACUAGACAAGCAACUCAGAAGUGGCAGAGUAGAGCAGGGAGGAGGAAAUAGAGCCUAAAGACACAGUUCCUGCCUCGGGGAGCUGAGGCUGAGGUGGACUAAUACCGGUGGCUGUAUAGGACCCACGACAUACGUGGAGUCUGAAGAGAGGGGAUUCUCCAUAGGCGGAGGUCAGGAGAGAUGUACUGUAAAGGAAGGGCCUAAAAUCAAGGUUUCUUUGGAAGCAGCAUGUUGAGAAAGCACCUGUAAGAAUUCUAGCCCAGAGGCAGGAAAAACUGGACCAUUGUUUAGAACAAGUUAAUAAGACUCCCUCAUGGGGAGGGGGGAUGGGAAUGGACCCAUCAACCCACCUCCCUCUCUGCAGCCCUACUCCCUCCUACCCUCUAAAUUCCACCCAGCCCUUUCUUCACCAGCAGCGCCCGAGGAGCGUAGCCCACAACCUCUCCCUUCCCACAUUUCUUUCCCCACAGGUACCCCUGGGCAGCCAGUGCGUGGACAGCGCCCGCAAUGCCACCAUGCCCUGCGGCUUUCUCCCGUAGGGCUUCGCAGAGUCUCCCCACCUGGGGCCCAUGCUCUUCCUGCUGCUGCUGGCCGUGCACCUGGCUACCCCGAGCGGGAACCUGCUCAUCCUGGUGGCCGUGGCCUUAGUGCCCAGCCGGCCGCCCAUGCUACUCUUCCUGUGCCAGCUGUCAGCCAUCGAGCUCUGCUACAUGCUGGCAGUGGUGCCCCGCUUCCUGGCCCACCUGGCCUCGCCAGGCCGUGGCCGGGGCAGCCCCAUCUCCUUCCUGGGCUGCACUGUUCAGGUGCAGAUGUUUGUGGCUCUGGGCGGGGCCGAGUGCUUCCUGCUGGCCGCUAUGGCCUAUGACCGCUACGUGGCCAUCUGACACCCGCUGUGCUAUGCGGCUGUGGUGGCACCUGGGCUGUGCACGCGGCUGGCCCUGGCCUGCUGCUGCCUCGGGGGACUGGCGGUGUCCGUGGGGCUCACGGUGGCCGUCUUCAACCUGCCUUUCUGCGGCUCCCACCUGCUAGUGCCUUUCUUCGGCGACAUCACAGCGCUGCUGCACCUGGCCUGCACGCAGAGCUACGCGGAGGAGCUGCGUCUGCUGGGCGCCUGCCUGGUGUUGCUGCUGCGGCCCUCGCUGCUCAUCCUGGCCUUCCAUGGCGCUAUCGCCUGAGCCAGGCGCUAUCGCCUGAGCCACCUGCGCUCCCCACGCGGCGGGCGCAAGGCUGCCUCCACCUGUGCCUCGCACCUGGCCGUCACCUUCCUCCACUACAGCUGCUCCACCUUCACGUACAUGCGGCCCAAGGCCAGCUACUCCCCACGGCAGGAUCGCACGCUGGCGCUGACCUACACCAACGUCACGCCACUGCUCUACCCGCUCAUCUACAGCCUGCGCAAUGGCAAAAUCAUGGCCGCCACCCGCUGGGUGCUGAACCCCAGGGCAGGAUCUGUGUGAGCCAUGAUAGCCGGCAGGGACGAGGCCAGGGGGGGCGGCUCUGCUCCCUAAACUUCCCCCUAUCAGCAGGUGUCUGCACUGAGGACGCCACCGGGAGAGCUCAAGAACCGGAUUCAGAAAAGAUAAUCUGGAAAAGUGUCCCUCUAAGAGAGUCUCCCAACAGUUUCCCCAUCCUCCGCCAGUUCUGUGUGGAAUAGAACCCUAGACCUGAUUUGAGUGGAUCCAUCAGUACCUGUAGAGUUCUUCCCAUGUGCUGGGCUUGGGCAAGGUAGCAGGCUUGUAGUGACAAAGAAGGCACAACUCAUGCCCCAGGGAGCUCACGGGGAGAGAGGACAGAUGUGAGGAGAAAACAGGAAAUGGAUGGAGGGGCUCAUGCUAGACUUUUCCAGGGGAGAGGGGAGUCAGGGAAAACUUCUUGGGGGGCAAAGAUGGCUCAAUGGAGAACUGUAGGAUGGGUAGAGGCCAGCCAAGUGAAGAGGAGAGUGAAGAAUGCUCUAAAUGGAACUGGUUAAACAGGGGCUGGGGCAUUUCGGGAAGGUCCUUGUAAAGGGCUGAAGGAUUUGAGUUCAUAGAGUGAUACGACAGCUUGCCCCUCCUUGAGUGGUCACUCUGGCCACAGUGUGGCGAAUGGACUGGAGGCAUGGAGACCCAUGGAAGCUGUUGCCAUAUUACAGGAGAGAGGUGAUGGAGUCUGGACCAGAGUGUUGACACAGCUGAUUAAGGGACAUGGAAAGAAUAAAGAGAUAUGCAGGAGGAGGAAACCACAGAAUCUUGAUUGGAUAUGAGGGCAAGGAAGAAAGAGAAGCUAAGGAUCAUUUCUAACCUAGGUCACCAGGUGGAUGGUGGUACAAUUGCUGAAAAGGACACAGGAGCAGGUGCAAGUGAGGAGGGAGGAGGAUGGGGACUUCUGCUUAGAACGUGUGGACUUGAGAUGCUGCCAGGACAAGCCAGCGAAGAUGGCGACUGAGGAAGCAAAUACACCAGUCUAGAGCUCAGGGGAGAGAUUCAAGAGGGGGGACAGAUUUGAGACUACAGACAGCUACUGAGACAAGGAAGUGAUGCCACCCACCAGAAAGCUAAUAAUUGCUCUUUAUGUGAUAAGAUUACAGGUGAUUUAUAUUUUAUUGAUUAUAUAUUUUCCAAAUUUCUCAUAAUCAUUUUCAGUGGAUAUUACACUUAUAUAUAAAAAUUACUAUUUAAGACAAAUAAUACUGGUGUGCCUCAGUGAAUCAGAGAGACUUCUUCCCCUCUACCCCCAGGAUGAAUACCUGAAGGAUGUCUCCUGAAGGCUCUGGGGUGAAGUGGAAGGGAAUUCUACCACGCAGCACAAGAGCAGGGGCGCACUGACGUGCUCUCAUCUACCUCGGUAGCUGGGUGGAGAUAUUACCGUCAAAGAUAAAGUGAGGAGACGUUAAAAGGAAGAGUUACUAAACACUCUGCCUUGUAAAACUGACUAGAGAAAUUCCCUCAAUGUGACUAUUUCUAUACAGUGUUACUACAUCAAUAUAUCCUAUAGUAAAGCGAACAAAUUGGCACAAAACUUAGGCUACAUUAGGAAAAUUCUAAAAUUUAUUCCUUCAUCCAUACGUGCAACAAAUAACUGUUUAUUGAGUGAUGGUUCCAUGCCAGCGACUGGAGAGUUAAGGAUUCAACUCUGAUCGAACGCCACUGUAUACCUAACAUGGCAUUCCAAAUUAUUGGAGUGAUGAAGGUGAGGCCCAUGUGGAGCUUGAAAUCUGCUAGGGGAUUCAGGCAAAUAAACAGGCACUGCAUUACUAAGUGAUGAGUACUAUGGUGUGACAAGAUCCUGUUGGAAGCAUUGUGCCUGGUCUUGGGGUGGUGGGAGCAUCAGGAGGUUAUGGAAGAAGUAAUGUGUAAGAUCUAAGGGCACGUUGUGAUAGCUAGAGCCAGACAAAGAUAGCUGAGAAAGGAGAGUCCAGGCAAAGGGAACAGCAUGUGCAAAUGCCCCAAGGUACGAGGCCAUGAUACAUUCCAAGGACUUGUCAAGAGGACUGAUUCUUAUUGAUGGUGAUGUUGGGAAGUGGGGUGCUGUGUGCUGAGAGGUAUUAAGAGGUUAUGCUAGAGGUACAAAUGCAGGCCAGAUCAUGUAAGCCUUGUAUGCCAUGUUAAAGAGUUUGGAUUUUACCCUAAAGAAGAAUGAGAAUAUAGAGGAGGGAAAGGAGAAAAAAGCAGGAGGAAGAGAAGGAGAAGAAGAAAAGA